UUAUUUAUUGUCUUAACCAUAGAGGAAGGUCUUAACACAUUUUUAAUUUUUAUUAUUUUGAAUUUGAAUUAAUUUUAUUUAAUAAACACGUUUAUUGUUGAAUCUUAUAAAAUUGGUUAGUGAAAAUGGGGACACGAUUACUUCAAAGAUUGAUUAUACCGAUAGUAACGAAUACAAGAAAUGGAACCCCUAACCUUUUUCGAAGUAACGUAGGAAUUAUUUCUGUGAAUACAAAUACAAUCGGAAUAAGGAAUUAUGCUAAAAAUAAAGACAAAGGUAAAGAUAAGAAAGGUAAGGGUGCGAAAGUUGAAAUAAACCCAGCUAUGAUGGCGGAAUUAGUAGAUGUCGAUAAACUAAAAAACCGAUGCCAAGCAGCUAUCGAAAAAAUGAAAGAUGACUUUGCGAAGAAUCUCUCAUUACGAUCAACAACUGGCUCGAUUGAAUCUCUAGCAGUCAAAUAUGAAGGCAAAGAUUAUGAAUUACAGGAGCUUGCUCAGAUAAUAAGAAAAAAUCCAAAAACACUUGUCAUAGAUUUUACAUCGUUUCCUCAAGUUAUACCUGAUGUUCUGAAGGCAAUACAUGGUUCAGGAUUAAAUUUGAACCCUCAGCAAGAUGGAACUCGGUUAUAUGUACCUGUGCCUAAAGUGACAAAAGAGCACCGUGAGGCUUUAGCAAAAAAUGCCAAAGCAUUAUACAUAAAGUGCAGAGAUGCUAUGAAAGAUGUACAGAAUGAAUUUGUUAAGAAGACCAAGAAACAGACUGGUGUGUCUGAGGACUUAGUUUUUAAUGUCACUAAGCAGAUUGGAGUUUUAUGUGAACAGUAUCAAAAUGAUGCAAAGAAUAUCUAUGACACCAAACAUAAUGAACUGGUGGGAAAAUAAUAUAGAAGCAUUUAUUUGAAAGACUUGAUUUUUCUAUGAAUUAUGUUAUUCAAUGAAUAGUUAUUUAGUAUAGGACAUAAGAUCAUAAUAAACUUUGUUGAACUUA
Molecule: messenger RNA, 987 nt
Organism: Colias croceus (clouded yellow)
Lineage: Eukaryota; Metazoa; Arthropoda; Insecta; Lepidoptera; Pieridae
Gene: mRRF1
Product: ribosome-recycling factor, mitochondrial
Exons: 1
Coding region: 126-881 (251 amino acids)
Biological process (GO): translation
Cellular component (GO): mitochondrion
Molecular function (GO): ribosomal large subunit binding
Source: RefSeq, a predicted model, not a curated record